Messenger RNA from Acomys russatus (golden spiny mouse), 2419 nucleotides. It is a transcript of the gene Kcns2, whose product is annotated as potassium voltage-gated channel modifier subfamily S member 2. Gene Ontology annotation, molecular function: protein binding; voltage-gated potassium channel activity. The record is from RefSeq and is a predicted model, not a curated record. The coding region runs from base 303 to 1736 and encodes 477 amino acids. NCBI's taxonomy places the organism in Eukaryota, Metazoa, Chordata, Mammalia, Rodentia, Muridae. The transcript is spliced from 2 exons. Gene Ontology annotation, cellular component: membrane; voltage-gated potassium channel complex. Gene Ontology annotation, biological process: regulation of delayed rectifier potassium channel activity; potassium ion transmembrane transport; protein homooligomerization.
CUCCAUAAGCGUAGGGACCACGCAGCCACCUGUGAGCCUCUCGCAGCGGCGGGCGGCGACGUGUAGGGCCGGAGACUGAAGGAGGCGCACGGCGGACCCCGCCUGCCCAGUGGCGGGGCACACACACAGGCGCACACGUCUACAUCCUCGCACCCGCGCGCACUCGCGCAGCCAGCCGGCAGCGGCCACCGCGGCGAUGCUAGCCAGCAGGUCCGGGAAGUUUCCCGCCGGCCUCGGCCUCGGGCGCCCGUGCACCCAGGUGUAGCGCCCCCGCGCGGCGCGGGCGCCUGGGCAUCUCCAGCAUGACCCGCCAGAGCCUGUGGGACGUGUCCGAGGCCGACGUCGAGGAUGGAGAGAUCCGCAUCAACGUGGGCGGCUUCAAAAGACGGCUGCGUUCCCACACACUGCUGCGCUUCCCUGAGACACGCCUGGGCCGGCUGCUCCUCUGCCACUCGCGAGAGGCCAUUCUGGAACUCUGCGAUGACUAUGACGACGCCCAGCGCGAGUUCUACUUCGACCGCAACCCUGAGCUUUUCCCCUACGUCUUGCAUUUCUACCACACGGGCAAGCUUCACGUCAUGGCUGAGCUGUGCGUCUUCUCCUUCAGCCAGGAGAUCGAAUACUGGGGUAUCAAUGAAUUCUUCAUCGAUUCUUGCUGCAGCUAUAGUUAUCACGGCCGCAAAGUGGAACCUGAGCAGGAGAAGUGGGACGAACAGAGUGACCAGGAGAGCACCACGUCCUCUUUCGAUGAGAUCUUGGCCUUCUACAACGAUGCUUCAAAGUUCGAUGGGCAGCCCCUGGGCAACUUCCGCAGGCAGCUGUGGUUGGCAUUGGACAACCCGGGCUACUCAGUCCUAAGCAGGGUCUUCAGCGUCCUUUCCAUCUUGGUGGUGUUGGGCUCCAUCAUCACCAUGUGUCUCAAUAGCCUGCCAGACUUCCAGAUCUCUGAUAGCCAGGGCAACCCUGGUGAAGACCCCAGGUUCGAAAUCGUAGAGCACUUUGGCAUUGCCUGGUUCACAUUUGAGUUGGUGGCGAGGUUUGCUGUGGCCCCUGACUUUCUCAAGUUCUUCAAGAAUGCUUUAAACCUGAUAGAUCUCAUGUCCAUCGUCCCUUUCUACAUAACCCUAGUGGUAAACUUGGUGGUGGAGAGUUCUCCCACCUUGGCUAACUUGGGCAGGGUGGCUCAGGUCUUGAGGUUGAUGCGGAUCUUCCGAAUUCUCAAGCUGGCCAGACACUCCACUGGCCUCCGCUCCUUGGGAGCCACCCUGAAAUACAGCUACAAGGAAGUGGGGCUGCUCUUGCUCUACCUCUCUGUGGGGAUUUCCAUCUUCUCUGUGGUGGCCUACACUAUUGAAAAGGAGGAGAACGAGGGCCUGGCUACCAUCCCCGCCUGCUGGUGGUGGGCCACCGUCAGCAUGACCACAGUAGGGUAUGGAGAUGUGGUCCCAGGGACCACAGCCGGGAAGCUGACUGCCUCUGCCUGCAUCUUGGCAGGCAUCCUGGUGGUGGUCUUGCCCAUCACUUUGAUCUUUAAUAAGUUCUCCCACUUCUAUCGGCGCCAAAAGCAACUUGAGAGUGCUAUGCGCAGCUGUGACUUUGGAGACGGAAUGAGGGAGGUCCCUUCGGUCAACUUAAGGGACUACUAUGCCCAUAAAGUUAAAUCCCUCAUGGCUAGUCUGACGAACAUGAGUAGGAGUUCACCCAGUGAACUGAGUUUAGAUGAUUCUCUCCAUUAGUUGGGAGCCAGACUUACACUGAUUGGCUGCUUGUGCCUCUGGCACGAUCCAGGCACUGUAGGGCUAUGACAUAAGGAGUCAUUCCAACCUAGAGGGAGAGCUGCAUGGGAUACGAGCCCUAGAUUGCUUUUGCAAUGUUUAGAGUCAUUUUCCCCCUUAGGGGAUGGUGUGUCUAACACCAUGCCUUUGCACCUUUCAAUGAAAUGACACUCACUGGUCUUUGUGUCAUGGGCAUAAAGUGUUCAUCUUUCUGCCAGAUGAGUAUCUAGAAUGCAAAUUUCCCUGUCCACUGUGUACACUAUUCUAGUGUGUAUACCCAGUAUUAUCUGUGAGUUGAAUUGUCUGUGCUCCUAUUUCUAAGGCUGUUGUGUGAGUUCUAUACAAAACGCCCUGACAAGUCUGUCCAGUGGAAAUAUUUCUGUCUAUGAGGUGAGCAAGGAUAUCAUGCAAUUUGGAUCACAACUGUGUGAAAACAAUCUCAAUUAUCUAUCCAUUGCUUUCACUUGAUUUUAAUACCAAAAGAGAAAGCUUGCAAAGCUAAGCACACUUGGCCAGUGCAAGUCUUCGGGUUGUCUUUCUACCUGGUCCUGUCCUGUGAUGUGCAUGGAUGCACCAGUCACGUUUAAGAAAGAUGUGUAUUGAUGUGUAUCUACUAAGUGUCAGUGUAAGAGGCAGCGACUCAG